Tetrapisispora phaffii CBS 4417 is the source of this 798-nucleotide messenger RNA. RefSeq names its product nicotinamide-nucleotide adenylyltransferase (gene POF1). NCBI's taxonomy places the organism in Eukaryota, Fungi, Ascomycota, Saccharomycetes, Saccharomycetales, Saccharomycetaceae. The transcript has a single exon. The record is from RefSeq and is a predicted model, not a curated record. Gene Ontology annotation, molecular function: nicotinamide-nucleotide adenylyltransferase activity; ATP hydrolysis activity. Gene Ontology annotation, cellular component: cytoplasm; nucleus. The coding region runs from base 1 to 798 and encodes 265 amino acids.
AUGGACAUAUUGAAAUUACAAUUGGUAGAAAAGUAUAAGUCAUUCAUAGACAGUAACCAAGAUUUUAAGGUUGUUUAUGGGGACAACUUGCUUGAUAGUCAAAAUGAUGUGAUCUUAGUAUUGGACUCAUCUUUUAAUCCCCCACACAUGGGACAUUAUUCCUUGGCAAAGCGAUCAAUUGAAUAUUUUAAAGAACACCAUAAGAACUCCAAGGUAUCUCUUUUAUUGCUACUAUCUGUGAAAAAUGCUGAUAAAGUACCUACUCCAGCAUCAUUUGAAGAAAGAUUAUACAUGAUGUGUCUAUUGAACGAUUUUAUUAAAAAAGAUGGGAUCAAAGUGAGUGUUGGUUUGACAACACAUGCAAAAUUUGUAGAUAAAAGUGAUGCUAUUAGGAGAGCAUGUUCGUUCGAAAACCAAAUAGCAUACUUAGUCGGAUUUGAUACUAUCACCAGAAUAUUUGAUCCUAGAUAUUACAAGCCAGAUGCUCCAGCUGAUGCAUUACAGGAGUUUAUGAAGACCACACAAUUUUGUUGUUUAACGAGGGAUAAUGGAUCUAUACCGUCAGAAGAACAAUUAAAUUAUGCUUCCGAUAUUUCAAGUGGUAAAUUUGAGCCACUUAUUCCGUCACAUUGGGGUUCAAAGAUACAUAUCCUUGAUAAUGAUAGCAAAUACACGAAAAUAUCCUCUUCUGAUAUAAGAAAUAAAUUGCAUAAUAUCAGUCGAGUUAAGGAACUUAACGAUGAAUUACCAUUGACAAUAAUGGAAUACUUAGAAGUUUUUGGAAAAUCCAUUUAUUAG